Messenger RNA from Cricetulus griseus (Chinese hamster), 2150 nucleotides. The record is from RefSeq and is a predicted model, not a curated record. Lineage: Eukaryota; Metazoa; Chordata; Mammalia; Rodentia; Cricetidae.
UGCUAUUCAUUUUUUACCUAGUUCCAAGAAGUCAAAGAACAUGAUGAAGAGUUGGCUGCCCAUUUUGACCCUUUUCCUCUUGAAGUUCAUAGAGAAAUGUGAGUCAACUGUCAGUCUCACUGUUCCUCCCACUGUGAAGCUUGAAAAUGGCAGCUCAACCAACGUUAGCAUCACCCUUGGGCAUCCAUUAAACUCUACCUUGGUGAUCACUUUUGAAAUCACGUUUCAUUCAAAAAAUCUUACUAUCCUGGAGCUUCCUGAUGAAGUAACAACCUUUGUGUCCACAUCUACAAACCCCUUGUCUCAUCCUCAGCGAGGCAACCAGUACGUGUCAUGGCCCUCCAUUGGCUUCCUGGUACUCGCGUGGCUCUUUGUGUUAGUCACCAUGAUUGUGGCUGCAGUUGGUGUGACCACAUGGCUACAGUUCCUCUUCUGCUUCUCCUACAUCAAGCUCGCCGUCACGCUGAUCAAGUAUUUUCCCCAGGCCUACAUGAACUUUUACUACAAAAGCACCGAGGGCUGGAGCAUUGGCAGUGUGCUCCUGGACUUCACAGGGGGCAGCUUUAGCCUCCUCCAGAUGUUCCUCCAGUCUUACAAUAACGACCAAUGGACAUUGAUCUUCGGUGACCCAACCAAGUUCGGACUUGGUGUCUUCACCAUCUUCUUUGAUGUUGUCUUCUUCAUCCAGCACUUCUGUUUGUACAGAAAGAAACCAGGGCUUCAGGCAGCACACACAGGUCCCGACAGCCAUCCCAGACAGAACUGGGCACCAAGUUUGCAGCCGAUGGCCUUGCCCCAAACCACCAGUGUUUCUGAGACAGCUUGAAGGGCUAACCUUGCAGCUGUGAGAGCCAAGGGUGCUUCCACCACUUCGUUCACAGGGACCAAGCAGCCAGGUGUGCUGUGGCCAAUGGACUCGAAGGUGCUGAUGCUGGUGGUGGAGGGGAGAGGACUAUGGGAUGAGGUUCUGGGGUCCUUUCUCUGGAGGCCACAUUUCUGAUACUGCUCCAGGAAAUGCAGAACACCGGCCCAGGCCGGUGCCUGGUAAAGUAUAUUUCUGAUCCCUGAGGUGCCUGCCAGGUCAGUGUGAAGUGGACCCACACCUAUUGCCCUCUGGAUCCUUACAUAAAAGGACAGAUAACACAGUAAUGUUUUGAUUUUUUUUUUAACUUCUGAGGGAUAUUUUGAAAUGGCUUGCUUUCUUUUGCCAUCUUUCUUACCUCCACUUUCUGAGAGUCGGAUGGAGCCCCAUCUGAGUACUCCACCCGCACUGCUCCUAACCUUAUACCUAUGGAGCAGGCACCUAGUACCAGCCUGUGCCUUAGAGUCAAUUAAGCAUUAAGAGUAGUUCCUCUGGAGGGUAGGGGAGAACAGACCCCUCCCCCCAGCACGUGCGCCUCAAACUAGAACUCCAAUUUCUUAGCUGUUGGGCCUCAGAAGAGCAGGAGCUCACCUCCUAUGACGCUUAUGAGCCCCACCCUGAUCCCAAACCUCCUUCCUUCUUGUCCCAAGUUGUCCUUCCUAUGCCAGAUGGGGAAGGAAGCAGGGUGAGCCUUGAGUUUUCCAAAUUGCUCUUUUUGCUUUCUACAAGACUAAUAUUGAGGGGCCCUUGUAUUUCUCAUUCUUGUAUAUUUUUUCUUGUCUGGUUUCAUUUUGGUGGAGCAUAUGUCCUUAAUUAAAAGGUGGCUUGUUUACUAUCUGUACACUUGGAUCACUGACUAGAUGCAGAAGGCAGUUAUAUUGGACCUUUGGAACCAAGUCCCUGGGGCUUGGAGGACCUUGCUUACUUAUGUAAAGAAAUGCAUAGGGUUGUGGAAUACAUUGACAUAAGGUGGCUGCAUGUUGACCCACACUGGAUCGGAGAAGCCUCCUCGGGUUCAAGAUCCCUGUCCAACCAGAGCCAGGUAGGUUUGUUUCAGUGUCUUAUCUGCCAGUACCAAGGUUCCAUCAGCAUGUUCAGGCUGUGGGUGUGAGCUGGAGUUGGAAGGUUCAGGGUAGGGCAUGAAGCAGGGGUGGUGAAGAUCUUACUCUGUAGACUGAAACAUCUCUAAAGUCAGGCUUGACUAUUUCCUAUAGUCAGGCUUGCAGCCUGGUCAAGCCCAUAGCUCACCUACUGAUUUUUUUUUUUUUAAUAAAAUGUGUUAAUUGGA